Mucor velutinosus is the source of this 2346-nucleotide messenger RNA. RefSeq lists its product as uncharacterized. The transcript has 2 exons. NCBI's taxonomy places the organism in Eukaryota, Fungi, Mucoromycota, Mucoromycetes, Mucorales, Mucoraceae. Gene Ontology annotation, molecular function: DNA-binding transcription factor activity, RNA polymerase II-specific; zinc ion binding. Gene Ontology annotation, cellular component: nucleus. Bases 1 to 2346 code for a protein of 781 amino acids. The record is from RefSeq and is a predicted model, not a curated record.
AUGUCUCAGCAACGCAGAAAAAAGGCUGUAGAGUAUCAUUUCGUCGACAUGAAUGACCCUGAUAGGUACAAGAAAAUCAAAGUAGCUAGAGCCUGUGAUUUCUGUAGAAAGCGCAAAUCAAAAUGUGACAUUGGUAUACCAGGCUCAGGCACUUGUUCUAACUGCAAAAAGGCAAACAAUACCUGCAUCUUUUCGCCUGUCUCUUCCAAUACCGCUAGUCCAAGAAAAGAAAGACCCUCUUUAGCGCUGUCCCAAGACUCCUCGUCUUCAAACAGUGGCCGAUCAAGCUCAUCCUCCCUCAGCAGUAGCAAGAAAGCCAUGCCCACAGCAAACACAACCUAUCAGCCUCAAAACCCCUUCUUUUCCAUGGACCAGAGAGGUCGCUGUAGUUACGAGAAGCAAGACAAUGGCACUUACAAUCAGAUGGCGAUGCCCUCUGCAUCUUCAUCUUGUUUGCGUGAGUUGCCAGCCUAUACAAAGCAAAUGGAACAAGAGCUGUUUGACAUUUACUUUUGCUAUGUCCAUCCGUUUUACCCAAUUCUUGAUCGCUAUUACAUGAUACAAGCCAUGAAAUACGAUUCGGAAUCCAUACCAACGUCAUUGAAGCUCGCUCUAAUGGCAGUGUCUCUUCAUUUCUCCCCUCAGCAACAAGACGCAGAAAUCCUGGCAGCAGCAUACCAUCAGCAUGCCUCCAUGCAAUUGGACCACACACCCUCCUUGUCAUCACUUCAGGCCCUGUGCUUGCUGUACAAGUAUCAAGAAUUGAUCACACCCGUUGGUUCUUCGCUGUCCAACGUAGCUGUCAACUACCUCAAGGAGAUGCAGACAAUGAUUAGCCAGCUCCAGCAACCUGAAGUCGAGAAUGAUCGUGCUGUGUGGUCUACUCAAGAUGAAUUUGUAUGUCGCGCAAACUGGAUUGUCUUUAUCAUCAUUACGUUCAGCAGCACUUCAGACGACAGUUGGAGAAGCAUGUUGGAUUGCUGUGAUCGACGCUCAAAACUCCCUUCAUUGACUGAAACAGAGCACUAUGAUAAUGGCGAGCUGAAUACAUUCUGCAACUUUAAGCAUUUGAUCGCGAUUGCCCUCCUGUACUCUCACAGCCUGUCUCUCAUCUCGGAUGGCAGCUCCCUCUUUGUCAAUGCUGAUCAUCCUGAAUUUGUGAAGCUGGCACAAGGACUGGAGGCGUGGAAGUCAAGUCUACCAAGUCACAUCACGCUUGCCCUGAAUGCGGAUCCUCCUAUUCUCUACUCUGCUCAAAACCACAGUGUUGCCAACAUUGACCAUGAUAGCUCCAAGAGUGGGUCUUACACCUCUUACAUUUGCCUGGUGCAUGACAUUUUGGAAUUGAUCAUCAGCAUACAUCGUCUAUCCACUUCAAAGGCACCAAUAGCAGAGGGUUUAGAUAUAUUCAAAAAGGCGUCGCAAGUGUGUUAUCGGGCUCAUAGUUUCACAGUGGGUGAUAUGCAGACUCCUCACUACUCAAGGCUAGCAGCUAUCCAGGGAAGUCGUAUCAUAUCCUUCGGUCUUACACUGGCUCUGCAGGCACAGUCCUAUGUUCAUGAGCGAACUGGCGACAAAUCACUAAAGAACGCAAAGCAGUAUUAUUCAUCCUGCGCACUCUCGUUUCAAAUAUUCGACGACAUGCUGCUGUCACCCCAAUUGUACAUGGCUAUUCAAACACUGCGAGCUCAACUGGAUGCAAAGGAACAACUCAACUUGGCGACCGAUCAGCAAUCAUACGAACAUUCACCUAUGAGCAGCGACAGAAACAGCAGUACCCAGUCAACACCUGGUAUUCAGCAGCAACAAAGCAUAGAUUACGAAUUCACUCGACCUAAUACUACCAUGGCGGCAUCACAGGACAUAUCAAAUCCAUUCUACUGUUCAAAUACACAUGAGCAACAUCAAAGCACACCAUCUACGUAUCACACACGGGAGCAGCAGCAAUGGCAGGACUAUGACAACACACACUUUAACGGGAGCAACAGCUGGUCUUUGUCUGCUGGCCAUUCAAGGCAAGAGCAAAGCAAUGGCUACUAUCAAGAUGACUAUGCCAGCCAUCGCAGCGUGCCCAUUACUCCUACAUUUGAAAAAGAAUUCGGUAUGUCUUCUCCUAGUAAUGAUCCACUGACGACGCCUCCUCCGGUGUGUGAUACUGAUUCGUAUUUUGCUUUACAGCAACCACAACAAGCACCUCGACACCAUCACCGACAACUACAACACCUGCAACUGCUUCAGCAACAAUACGUUAGCUUUGAUGCUGCUAUUUCAAUUGCUUCGGGGGAAUUUGGCUUAGCGUCUCUGCCUUGUGCAACACUUGCCCCUCGAAAAAAGAGUGUCAACUGA